Molecule: messenger RNA, 798 nt
Organism: Sipha flava (yellow sugarcane aphid)
Lineage: Eukaryota; Metazoa; Arthropoda; Insecta; Hemiptera; Aphididae
Product: zinc finger MYM-type protein 1-like
Exons: 1
Coding region: 1-798 (265 amino acids)
Source: RefSeq, a predicted model, not a curated record
AUGGAAAAUAGAAAAAAUAUUAUUCCAAUAAUAGAAGCUAUACUUUUAUGCGGACAGCAAAACUUGUCAACCAGAGGCCAUCGUGAUUCUGGUAAAAUUGAAGUAGAAAAUUCGGAACCCAGAGAAAAUGAUGGAAAUUUUCGUAAUAUUUUAAAGUAUCGAGCACUUGGUGAUGCCAAUUUAAAAAAAGUCCUUGAAAGUCCAGGUCGUAUUAAAUACAUUAGUCCCACUAGUCAAAAUGCCAUUAUUGAUGCUUGUAAUUCUGUUUUACUUUCUAAGAUUGUUAAUAGAGUAAAUAAAGCAAAAUGCUUUACUGUUCUUGUGGACGAAACGGCUGACAUAGCUGGAAUUGAACAAGUUUCCAUUUGUGCGCGCUAUGUAAAUCGUGAAACAUGUACAUUGCAUGAAGAUUUUUUACAGUUUGUACCGACAGCUGAUUUGACUGGUAAAGGAUUAGCUACCUUAAUACUGGACAACUUAAAACAUUUUGGAAUCGAAACACAGUAUCUACGUGGGCAAGGUUUUGAUGGAGCAGCUGCAAUGUCGGGUAAAUAUAAUGGUGUUCAAUAUCAUAUAAAACAAGCUCAUCCACUAGCCGUUUAUAUUCAUUGUUCUGCCCAUUCUCUCAACCUUGCUGUCUCUUCAUCAUGUGGUAUUCAAAGUAUACGAAAUUGUUUAAGAAUUGUUGGAAAACUUAGGGAUUUUUUUAUAUUUCCAAAACGUAAAGCUGUGCUUUCACUAGCUAUUGAACAAUCGGAAAAUGUGUUAUCAAAAAAGAUCAUUAAAAAGAAGUUGUGA